UGGAUCAGUUGACAUUUGACAGCGCGCGUGUUGGCACGUUUUUCGGGGCCUCUUGCAUGGAUCGACGGCUAAUCCAAAAUUCAGAGCCAGUGCGCCGGGGCCAUUAAGUCGUCGAAAGUGCGGUCGUCUACUUCGACGUCGACAUCGACGUCUACGGUUUGGCCGGCGAAAUACGGAAAGUUGAACACCCCGAGCUGCAAUCGCUGGCACUACUCGCAUCGCGUAUCAAGUAUACGCGGCGUUAUCUUGAUCCAGCCGAUUGCCGUUGUCGGGUAAUUUAAUGUUUAAAUGUGAUUUAAAAUUUGUCAACCAGCACUCGCAAUCGCAGAUUGCGAACAUUAAAAGUGAUAGAUAUGAGGGCAGUGCCAGCAUCAGUGAACUCGUGCAAAACCCAACAACAGACAAACAUAAUGUUAUGAUAAAGCGACAAGCAAAUAGCAACCAGCAACUAGCAACCUGCAACCUGCAACUAGCAACCUGCAACACAGCGACAACAGCAACACUGCGACAGCAGCAACACGAAUUUUCCUCUCAGUCCUUCAGAUGACGGACCAAAAAGAUGCCAGGCAGGUACCGGGCACCUCCACCCCCACACCUGACCAGGUGGUGACCAGUCGUGCUCCGCCCAGUGGAAUAGCUCCACUGCGACAUAGCCAACUUUCCGAUAGCGGAGCAGAGAGUUGCUAUGAGGGCGAUGAGCAGGCACGGCUCAUCCGAACGCCCUCGUCGCGCACCCACAAGUUCAUCAUCAUCCCGGCCACGCCGGGCACUCCGCCGGGAACGGGUGCAGGUCCCGGACCACUGCCCUUCCGCCAGACCAGCUCGACCACCGCGUUGGCGGCCAUGGCGGCUGCUCUGCACAAGCAACCGCCCCACCGCCAGACGUCGGUGAAGUCCCGGCCAAGUUCGGAGGUGCUGCUGGCAGGCCAGGUGCCGAUGCAGCCACCCACAGCUGCGGGAUCCACCUCCACGGUGACCUUCACCAUCGACGAUUGCGAUGGACAGGCCACUACCAUUCCUUCUGCUCCCAUGCCCGCCAUCUCACCCACACCAGCCACCCUAACCUGCACCACCACCACCACCAUGGCCGGAGAUUCGGUGGCCAUGUCGCCGCUUAGCAUGGAGCUGCGAUCUCGGAUUGGCAGCCACCACAGCAGCAUGCGCUCCGUGGUCUCAGGUUACCUACCGGGCCUGAGCGACAGCAGCGGCAAUCUGGUCGGAGGCAUAUCGAUGGCCACUUCCGGAUUACAGGCCCCCCAUCCGCUCUACAUGCAACCGCAGGCCUCGCUGAGCGGCAGUUCCUAUCAGUUUCACGACCUGGCCGGCAACCAGAUCUACUCCGAUGUGACCUCCGUUCGCUCGCUGGCCUCCAUUGGCAUUGGGUCCACGGACGGACGCAAGCUGGUCAUCCGGCGAGUGCCCACCACCGCCAACGAGCUGUUCGACAUGGUCAACCCGCAGACGCCGCCGCCCCUGGGCAUCGAUGACGACGACAGCUACUUGGACAUGUCCGAUGAGACGGCCCACUUGAAGCCUCGCCAGCAGCACUGGGCCAACAAGAUGCAGUUCGUCCUGGCCUGCAUAGGAUACUCGGUGGGGCUGGGAAAUGUCUGGCGGUUUCCCUACAUGUGCUACAAAAGUGGCGGUGGUGUUUUUCUAGUACCUUAUUGCAUAAUACUGUUCAUAUGCAGCAUUCCGCUGCUGUUCAUGGAGCUAUCUGUGGGCCAGUACACCGGUCGAGGACCCAUCGGGGCAUUGGGUCAACUGUGUCCUUUAUUCAAAGGAGCUGGACUCGCCAGCGUGGUCGUCUCGUUCCUCAUGUCCACCUACUACAGCGUCAUCAUAGGCUACUCCAUCUACUACUUCUUCACGUCGUUCAAGACGGAAAUGCCCUGGAUCGACUGCAACAAUAGAUGGAACACUCCGGACUGCUGGGUGCCGCAACGCAAUGCCAGUGCGCCGGACACAUCGCGCACUCCCUCCGAGGAAUUCUUCGAAAACAAGGUGCUCCAGAUAAGCGGUGGCCUGGAGUAUCCGGGCAUGAUGCGCUGGGAGCUGUUCGCCUGCCUGAUCUGCGCCUGGCUCAUGGUCUACUUCGCCACGUGGAAGUCGAUCAAGUCGUCGGCGAAGGUGCGCUACUUCACGGCCACCUUUCCGUUCGUGCUGAUCAUCAUCCUGAUGGUGCGGGCGGUGACCCUGGAUGGAGCGGCCGAGGGUCUGCGCUUCUUCUUCCGGCCCAAGUGGUCGGAGCUGAAGAACGCCAACGUGUGGAUCAAUGCCGCCUCGCAGAACUUCAACUCGCUGGGCAUCACCUUCGGAUCCAUGAUCUCCUUUGCCAGCUACAACAAGUACAACAACAACAUCCUGCGGGACACGGUGGCGGUGAGUGCGGUAAACAUGAUCACCAGCCUCCUGGUGGGGAUCUUUGCCUUCUCCACGCUGGGAAACCUGGCGCUGGAGCAGAACACCAAUGUGCGCGACGUCAUCGGCGAUGGGCCGGGCAUGAUCUUCGUGGUGUAUCCCCAGGCGAUGGCCAAGAUGCCGUAUGCCCAGCUCUGGGCGGUCAUGUUCUUCUUCAUGCUCCUCUGCCUGGGCCUCAACUCACAGUUCGCCAUCGUCGAGGUGGUGGUCACGUCCAUUCAGGACGGGUUCCCGCGCUGGAUCAAGCGCCAUCUGGGCUACCAUGAGAUCGUGGUCCUGUUCGUCUGCGUCAUCUCGUGUCUGUUCGGCAUGCCCAACAUUAUCCAGGGCGGCAUCUACUACUUCCAGCUGAUGGACCACUAUGCCGCCUCUGUGACGAUCAUGUUCCUGGCCUUCUGCCAAAUGAUCGCCAUCGCCUGGUUCUACGGCACCGGAAGGCUGUCGAAGAACGUCAAGCAGAUGACCGGAAAGGCGCCUUCCUUAUAUCUCAAGUCCUGCUGGCUCGUCCUCGGACCCUGUCUACUCUUCGCCAUCUGGGUGCUGAGUCUAAUCAACUACCAUGAGCCCACCUACCACAAUGGACGCUACACAUAUCCGGACUGGGCGUAUGGAAUAGGCUGGAUGUUCGCCUCCUUGUCGCUGCUCUGCAUACCCGGAUAUGCGGUGAUCAACUUCCUGCGGUCCAGUGGGGACACCUUUUGGGAACGCAUCCGGAACACGCUGAGACCAAACAUCUACGAGUGCAAGAUCUGCGGCGAGCACCACUGCGAACACGACUUUCCGGAGCAGGAGCAGUUCAUGCUGGCGCAGGAAAUGGCCACCGUGUACAAGCCGACCAACAGCCACCUACUCCAUAUGGGCCAGGGCCAGAAGACCGGCUACAAUGCCAUGCACGCCACCUCCUCCGCGGAGCACUCAUACCACUCAAAGCCCCAUGCGGAGAUGGGUGGACAAAGUGGCCAAUAGCUAUUGCCUGGGAAUCCCUUACAGCAAUAGCCAUUUCUGAGUAUUUUUAACGAAUCAUUUUUUUCUAAGUUACCGGCAGAAAUUAAAGUAUUUAAAUAAAUUGUAGUACGAGUCGAUUGGAUUAAAA
Molecule: messenger RNA, 3514 nt
Organism: Drosophila gunungcola (fruit fly)
Lineage: Eukaryota; Metazoa; Arthropoda; Insecta; Diptera; Drosophilidae
Gene: ine
Product: sodium- and chloride-dependent GABA transporter ine
Exons: 10
Coding region: 544-3387 (947 amino acids)
Biological process (GO): sodium ion transmembrane transport; transmission of nerve impulse; neurotransmitter transport
Cellular component (GO): membrane
Molecular function (GO): osmosensor activity; neurotransmitter:sodium symporter activity
Source: RefSeq, a predicted model, not a curated record